This is a messenger RNA of Solanum tuberosum (potato), 1222 nucleotides long. RefSeq names its product FBD-associated F-box protein At5g60610-like. NCBI's taxonomy places the organism in Eukaryota, Viridiplantae, Streptophyta, Magnoliopsida, Solanales, Solanaceae. The coding region runs from base 85 to 1014 and encodes 309 amino acids. The transcript has a single exon. The record is from RefSeq and is a predicted model, not a curated record.
GUGUUAGUUUUUUGUCCUGCUGAGCCAUUUGAGUUGCCAUAUUGUGUUGUGACUUGUGAAUCUUUGCGAGUUUUGAAAAUACGGAUGGAUGGGUCUGUACUUAAGUUGCCUAAUCAUUUCAGAUUUCAUCAGCUUAAAUUUCUUCAUCUUGAAGAAGUUGAGUUAUCAAACGAGCAUUUGACGAGUUGCUUGUUCUCAAGACUAGAAAAACUGAAAUUGGAUAGUUGUAAUUUUGGAAGUAUGACUAUGGUUGAUAUUGCUUCGACGUCUCUGGUUUAUGUGUCUAUAAAGAACUUUGUGGACAACAGAGUAAGUUUCGUCAAUUGUAACAUCAAAAUUUCUUGCCCGAAUCUCAAGGUCUUGAAAUAUGGUGCUCCAUUGGCAAAGGAUAUAAUUCUAGAGAAUCUCUUCUCUAUAGAAGUUGUUCACCUCUUCUUUUUUGAUUCAGACGAUGUAACAGAAGAACUUGGUAUGUGUGUGCAUAAGAUGAUCAAGAAUGUCGUUUCUACUUCAACUUUGAAAUUAUGCCAAAGUUCCAUUGGGGGUUUGUAUGGUGUACUUCAUGGAGUAAGAAACUUCCCAGUCACGUUUUGUAAGCUUAAGUGCUUACAAUUGGCAGUGGCAAUUGAUAAAUCUUGCAUGGAAGUCAUGAUGCUAUUUCUCAAGCAUUCUCCUAAUUUAGAGGUUCUUAAUUUGUUCUCUGACGAGAAUUAUGGUUGGGAUGAAAACUGGAAGUUCCAUGAUCCUAGUGAAAGUGUAGUGUGCUUGGAGUCUCAUCUUAAGUCGAUUCAAUUGACUGGUUUCAAAGACGAAGAUAAAGAGAUCGAGCUACUAAGGUUUUUCCUUAAGUAUGCACAAGUAUUAGAAAAACUGAUAAUUGUUUGGGAUAGGUAUAAUGACACAUCAGAAGAGGCAAUAGAGGAGGUUUUGAAGUUUCCUAGAGCUUCUUCACAUGUUGUUGUCACAUUUCUUAAUGCCAAACCCAAAUCAAGAUCUCGUUACCGCUCAAUAUAAGUUUAAAAGAGGUUUUGAUUGUUAGAACCUAGUUCUUGGACUCUGACUCUCCAAAACUGUUGUCAUACCCGUGUUAGAAGCGUUCAACUUGUCAACAGAUGUUACACGCAUCUCCAAGAUUUGAAAAGUAUCGGUCACCUCUUUCUGCACUGUACCGUAGUUGUUGGCAUAUGAAUGCUAGUGCUUAUGAAGAAGAUUUGUAUGUGCC